UAAAAAUACUUUUAAACAGCGCCAUUAUGAGUCCUCCCUUUAUCCAAUCUGUCUUUAAAUUAGUUUUAAUUUUAUUCCGACAUAGUUUACAACACUUCCAGACCAUAAAGACAAAUUUCAGCAUCAUUUUGAACGUUUAAAGUGUAUAGAUCCUUUAAAGAACUGUCGGAAGUAAAGAAAUAGUAGUAGUAGGCCUACAUGGUGUUUCGUUACGUAACGGAGGAUGGCGAUACCAGUGAAGCGAGUAGCGGUGAUCGGGGCGGGAGUGUCGGGGCUAAUGUCCGUCAAGUCGUGCCUUGAGGCUGGGCUAGAACCCGUCUGCUUCGAGAAAAAUGAACAACUCGGCGGGGUAUGGCAGACCCAGGAGCUGGACAAUUUGGACGGUAUCUCUGGAGGCACCAUCUAUCAAUGUCUGAUGAGUAACUCUAGCAAAGAGAUGAUGGCUGUCAGUGACUUUCCAUUUCCUAAGGAAUACCCUCCCUAUCUCACCCCACAACAUCUCCUCACGUACUACCGCGAUUAUGCCGAACACUUCAAUCUGGACCAGCACAUCCGGUUAGGCAUCGAGGUGAUGAAGGUGGCACCGAGCGCGGACCACGAGGCUACGGGGAGAUGGGAGGUGUGUUCCCGGCCAAGAUGCCGUAGCGGCACGCUGGAUGGACCCACCGCCUCGGAGAUAUUCGAUGCGGUGAUCGUCUCCACCGGCUUGUUCAACACGGCCUUCGUGCCUAGCUACCCCGGGCAGGGGGAGUUUCGUGGACAGAUCCUGCACAGCAACCGAUUCCGGAGCGGAGAACAGUUUGCCGGGAAAACCGUUCUUGUUGUUGGCAGUUCGCAUUCUGCUGGUGAUGUAGCUGUGGAUGCCAGCCGUCAUGCAAAUCAGGUUUACCUGAGCAUGCGAGAUGGAGCCUGGGUGAUCGGCCGGUUUGGCCCGGGCGGCAUGCCCAUCGACGCCUACUCCAACAGCCGCUGGAAGGCCAAGCUCCCGGAGGUCAUCAGACGUCUGGCCGCUCGACCGAUGUUCGAGGGCCGCUUCGAUCUAGAUAACCUAGGCUUGCGGUGUAAGAGGCGGCUGUUUGAAGGCUACAUCAUGGUGAACGAUGAGAUCCAUUGCCGUAUUAUCUGCGGGGCCCUGCAGUGCAAGCCGGGCAUCGAGAGGUUCACACGGGACGGUGUGGUGUUUGAGGACGGGACUCGGGUUGAUGGGCUGGAUGUGGUAGUCUUCGCUACAGGCUACAAUCUCAACUUUCCGUUCUUUGAGGAUAACUCCAUCAUUGCAGAUAAUUUUGCGGACUUGGAGUUGUACAUGCACGUCUGGCCGGCACGCCGUACCCACCCAACGCUGGCUGCCGUGGGCUACGUGUCUACUCUGGGAGCCCAGACCCCGCUAUUCGAGCUCCAAUCACGCUGGGUUGCUCAGGUGUUUCUUGGGAACGCUCGGCUGCCUGGGAUAGACGAGAGGAUGGAGGACGUGAAAAGACGCAAGGAGGCGUACUUUAAGAAGUUCGGGAAGCAUCGUAUCUUUUUCCCACCAAUCCCAUACUGCGAGGAAUUGGCCGACAAGAUUGGAGCACGGCCCAACUUCACCAGACUCCUCCUGACUGACCCCAAACUAGCUCUCCGUGCAUUCUUGGGUCCGGCCUACCCACCCUUCUACCGGCUCAACGGGCCCCACCCAUGGGCGGGGGCCAGAGACGCUAUCAUCAACGGCUGGGCAAAUACCGUCAAUCCCACCAGGACCAGGGUGGUGGAGAAGCCGUCGACUGGUGGCGCCCUCACCGUGGCCAUGUUGAUAGCUGUAACCGUACUUAUUAUUAGUUUAAUCCUCGUGUUAAACUGAUGCCAUUCAAAUUUCCCUUUAAUUGAUGGGAAAAAAAGGAAAAACACUCCUGUUGAAAAACGAACAUGAGUCAGGUUUCCAUCCUGAGACUGAUGGUACAAGAUAAUCAAUAUUGCUCAGGGCAUUGUUUGGCAAGUGGAGGAUCGAACUGACCCAAGGCAGGCUAGGACGAACAUACGCACCUUGUUCCCAUACCCCCGGCCGCCCCAACCAAGAAGUGGGAUUGUCACUUUUAUGAGUUUUAAAGCGACACAAUUUUUGCGAAAAACAGAAAGUGUUUUCUAUUUUUGAUUUAUGUUAAGUUCAAAUAGGCUAGGUAAGGAUAAAUUGAAUCAAACAAGAACAGAGUAACCUAUUAAUUUGCCAGUCAUCAAAAACAAAACGGAUUUUCGAAAUUGGAUGUAGACUAAAUACGAGAGUCACCAUUUGGUUUAAGCCAAACAGUCGAACUGAUUUUUCCCUAUAAAAAUAGGGCAGGGUGGGGUACAGUAAUAUGUCCAGACUGGAUCGGGGACAAAAGCAUUGGAGUUGCGACAACCAGCUGCUGUGUGGGUACACAAUGGAAACAAAAUCAAUGCAACAAAACAUCGAUUCCACAAUCCAUAGUUUCGUUUUGUGUUAAUAACAAUGUACAGACAAUAAAGCAGCAAAAUAUGACUUAAUUGUUUAUAAAUAAAUUUUAAAAAAUAUAGAAAGCAUG
Messenger RNA from Patiria miniata (bat star), 2540 nucleotides. Its product is annotated as flavin-containing monooxygenase 5-like. NCBI's taxonomy places the organism in Eukaryota, Metazoa, Echinodermata, Asteroidea, Valvatida, Asterinidae. Gene Ontology annotation, molecular function: N,N-dimethylaniline monooxygenase activity; NADP binding; flavin adenine dinucleotide binding. The coding region runs from base 224 to 1840 and encodes 538 amino acids. The transcript is spliced from 7 exons. The record is from RefSeq and is a predicted model, not a curated record.